GUGAGCCUCAAAGCCGGAGCCGCGCAUCAGCCUCUCCUCUGACAACUGUCAGCCUCUGCUGCCACCUGCCCAGGCCUGCCGCCGCACCUCUCAGCAGGGGCAGAGAAUGAAAGAAGGCAUGUCGAAUAACAGCACCACUAGCAUCUCCCAAGCGCGGAAGGCCGUCGAGCAGCUUAAGAUGGAAGCCUGUAUGGACAGGGUGAAGGUCUCCCAGGCAGCUGCGGACCUCCUGGCCUACUGCGAAGCCCACGUACGCGAAGACCCUCUCAUCAUACCAGUGCCUGCGUCAGAAAACCCCUUCCGAGAGAAGAAGUUCUUUUGUACCAUUCUCUGACUCCGUUCGUUAUGAAGUGUCUCCUUGUGCAUCAGGAAACUCCCCGGUAGAGCCCGCAUGUUCUUAGCGUUGGGGGUUCCAGUCACCCCCGUCCCCGGCCUCUCUUCAUCGGUUUUCUUCUCUGCGUUCGAUUUCACUACUUCUUGCCCUUCUCGUGUUAUUUGCGUCACCGGCAAAGAAAAUCGACGUUUUUGUAACAAAUAACAAAUAAGUAUGGGUUUAAGGCUUGCAUUUCUUUCUAAACAGCAACUCCCGUAUUUAAAUACAUCGAGCUAAUGCACUGUACAUUCAAUACUACAGUAUUUAUUGAAUAAGAUAAUUUAUUGAAAAGAAAAACCGUACUUGGCAAUCCCCCCUUCACAAAUAAUUCACUAUCGAAUGAGAGCAGUUUGACCAACUAGAACACAUGGGUAAAUGUUCCUCUCUUUUCAUCCACCAGCUCUAUGUUCCCUGCUUUUCCGUCCUCCUGUUAGGAAGGAAAUGACCCACAGCGUCAAAGGGUUUCCCUAAUAUGUGUCUCACUGGGACCGUGUGGCCCGAACCCCGAUGGGGACGCAGGUCCCCAUUUCCCCCUGAUUAUCACAGGCCACUUGGGAGGUGGGCCUCCUACGGAUGUGGACACCGGCUGAACAUUGCAGCAAGCUUAACUGUCAAUGUGCCCCAGCUGGGGCUCCCCUCUCCAUGGGCCACCACUUCCUGCUCCCCUUUUCUGGCUCCUCCUCAGUCGUCCUCACGUGGGCUGCACGGGGCCCCGCGGGGUUUCACCAGGGCGGCCCAGCACAGUGAUCCGCAGGGACAGCAGCUCACUAACGCGCUGUCCGCUGAUCUGAGCGUUGACCCGUGUUCACUUAUUCCGUCCUCCGGCAAUCCGUAAAACGCCACGAGGGCAUGUCUGUUUUACAGAGAGGAGGACGGAGGCGCGGACAGAUUCUGUGCUUUCCCCAAGGCGAUCGUUAGUAAGCAGGAACACCGGGGCUUGAGCCUGGCCCCAGUGCUCCCUGAACCCCCGAGCCACGCUGCCUUUCGGCUCCACCCGUCUGCGGGUAAACAGGCCUGCAGAGCGCCGUACCACAGGCUGUGCGGCACCUUCGCCGGGCCCGCUCUGCAGCAACACCUGUCCCCCCACCUUUGCCAGGAGGAGGCAUGUGGGUGCACGUAGCUUACGGACGAUGAUAGAUAUGCGAUGCUCCAGCGGCAGGCCGGACGGCUCUUGGUUUUUCUGAGUCAAACUUGCAGACCCCGCCUGAAACAAAAAUGACAGAGGAGAAUAAGCCAUGGGGACAGAGAGCUCCUUGUCCAAGUUUGUGAGGUUCCUCUUGUGUAGAAACUGCCUCGCUCCCUGGUGCUGACAGCAGCUGGCUGUGUGAUGCGGGGCAAGCCGCCGUGUGCCUGGAAGGUUCUGAGCUGCUAAUCGGGGAUAACGGUCAUUGCUCCUCCUGCCUUUCUAUCUGGGAGGGCACGGAGAGGUGCUCCACGGAUGGACGCUCUGAUGUAUCAUUUAAAUAAAUUACUAAAUGCCGCAAUGUAAUAGUGGCAGGAAAGCAGGACUUCAACGAGGCCCCGGUUCGGCCGGAGGAAUACUGUCAAAUUGCCCACAAAAAGCCAAAUAUAAUUUCAGAUCAGUGAAUAACUUGCCACCUUGCAAAUGGCUUUAGUGCAUUUUUAUUCUUCGCCUCUUUUCCUGAAAGCUGCUCUUUAUUUCACUAAAGCUCACUCACACAACUAGUGAGGUCAGAAGCUGUGUGCUCAGACUGUGCGGAGUUGUAUGCCGUGUGUGAUAAUAAGACUUCAAACCCUUCUGUAUCUCGGUUUACGACCAGGAUCUCUUUAUUCCGUGGUCCAUGUCAACAUCAUUGACCUGAUAAAGCAAAGCACAAUUCAUAAAAGCGCAUCAGAGAAACCGAGAAAGUGGGGCAGCACGGAGGCUGGCUAAAUCGGGUCAGGAAGAAAACUGUGCUUCUAGGCUUCCUCUGAACUUUCUCUCCUUUGUGUCUAACUUUCACUGUCUCUCCUUUCUCCCUCUUUGUCCUUUUCCUCCUCUCUUCCUUACCUUCCUCCGCGAGAUGCUUUUUUGUCUUUGUACUCACACCUUUUCCUCCCAAACUUGCGGCAGUGUGGGUGGUUUGUCCCUUGUCCCUUCUAAAGUGUCCCUGAACUCAGUGCCAUCUUCCUAAAGACAAGGUCAUGCACGUCAAGGUCAGGUCAGGCUUUGAGGCAAGGUCAGGCUAUGAGAUACACAAACAUGUGAAUGAGCCCUUCGCCCCGCUAGCAGUCACCGGGGAGUGAACAAAAGGGGGUGCCUCUGCAGUGGACAGUUGUCACUUUGUGAUCGCAGUCCGGCCAGCAUCUGACCUCCUUUCCUAUAGGGGGAGAUCACCCCCUACACAAAAACUUAGUGGGGUGCAGUAGAACUCCCGUUCAUUGUGGAUGCUGGAGGGGGGACGUCUUCCCUGUCUCUCAGGGGCACCCCCUUUCCAGCACCAGACUGGCCAGGGAGGGGCCAGUGACCUGACGCGAACUGCUAGGACUCCUUUGCCUGGGCCUAUAAGCUCAGAGCAAAUGGCACAGCAGUGAAAAGAUGCUGAGAUUCGUUUUAUGGGAUCUGCGGUGGUCCAGCAGGGAGGCAUCUAAGACGGGCAGGGAUUCUGUGCCCACUGCUAACAGUGUCCAGGGAUGGCAGAGUCCUGAGUAGACCAUUCCUGCUCCAUUGCUUGGUCCCACAAUCCCCCACAAUCCCCCACAAUCGCGCCCCUCCCCCCACAUCCUUCUAGGUCCCCUUUCUAGCUCCUUUCUAGCCUCCAAGCUCCAUCCACUAAAUUUCUUAUUCCUCCAUGAAAUAGCCUGGGUUGGAUGUACCUAUCCUAUGAUCUAAAAACCCCGUAUGUCAAGGGCAAAACCCAGCAAGCUGAUCUAUGCUGUUGCAAGUAGGGGACUAUUAAUUACUCUUUAGGGGAUGGGAACCAGAAGGAGCACAAGGGGAGCUUCUUGGGAUGUUCUGUUCCUUGACCUGGUUGCUGGUGACCUGGGUGUGUCCGGUGUGUGAAAAUUCUUCGAGCUGUACCCUUCUGAUUGUGCGCUUUUCUGUAUGUAUGUUACACUUCAAUAAAAACUUAGUUUUUGUGGCUAGCAAUCAA
Messenger RNA from Lynx canadensis (Canada lynx), 3468 nucleotides. RefSeq names its product G protein subunit gamma 4 (gene GNG4). The transcript is spliced from 3 exons. The record is from RefSeq and is a predicted model, not a curated record. Gene Ontology annotation, biological process: G protein-coupled receptor signaling pathway. The coding region runs from base 107 to 334 and encodes 75 amino acids. Gene Ontology annotation, cellular component: heterotrimeric G-protein complex. NCBI's taxonomy places the organism in Eukaryota, Metazoa, Chordata, Mammalia, Carnivora, Felidae. Gene Ontology annotation, molecular function: G-protein beta-subunit binding.